Messenger RNA from Xyrauchen texanus (razorback sucker), 1653 nucleotides. RefSeq names its product G protein-coupled receptor kinase 7b (gene grk7b). The record is from RefSeq and is a predicted model, not a curated record. Gene Ontology annotation, biological process: signal transduction; regulation of signal transduction; protein phosphorylation. Gene Ontology annotation, cellular component: cytoplasm. The transcript has 4 exons. Gene Ontology annotation, molecular function: rhodopsin kinase activity; ATP binding. NCBI's taxonomy places the organism in Eukaryota, Metazoa, Chordata, Actinopteri, Cypriniformes, Catostomidae.
AUGUGUGACAUGGGCGGACUGGGCAAUCUUGUGGCUAACACGGCCUACCUGAAAGCACAAAGUCGAGACGACAAGGAGAUGAUGAAACGAAGGCGUAGCCUCAACCUUCCCAAACCAGAGCAGUGUACUGCAGUCCGUGCAAGUAUUCCCAAUGAUUUUGAGCAGAUCUGCGAGAAGCAACCCAUCGGGAAGACUUGCUUUCGACAAUUCCUUUUAACCUCCAGUCCGGAAUACAUUGCUGCUGCUGAGUUCCUUGAUGAGUUGAAUGACUGGAAUUUGGCGGAGGCAGGUGCAAAGGACAAAGCCAGGCAGAAUAUCAUCAACAAAUUCUGCAAAGCCGAUUCCAAGAGUUUCUUGACCUUUCUGACUGGGGAUGUGGCAGAGAAGUGUAAAGCAGUCUCGGAAAAGGACUUUGAAGAGGUGAUGAUGGAACAAGUGAAGGAUGCAACACACGAGUUCCUGAAAGGAAAUCCGUUCACCGAUUAUCAGACAAGCCCGUUUUUUGAUCGAUUUCUGCAAUGGAAGGAAUUUGAGAAGCAGACAAUCUCUGAUAAAUACUUCUAUGAAUUCAGGACUUUGGGGAAAGGAGGAUUUGGAGAGGUGUGUGCUGUUCAGGUGAGAAACACAGGUCAGAUGUACGCCUGCAAGAAACUGGACAAGAAACAUCUGAAGAAGAAAGGAGGGGAGAAGAUGGCUCUGCUGGAGAAACAGAUCUUGGAGAAGGUGAACAGCCUGUUUCUGGUGAACCUGGCCUACGCGUUUCACACAAAGACCCACCUGUGUCUGGUCAUGACUCUGAUGAAUGGAGGGGAUCUGAAGUACCACAUUUACCACAUUGGGGAGCACGGUCUUGAGAUGGAGCGUAUCAUCUACUACACGGCUCAGAUCACCAAUGGGAUCCUGCAUCUACAUGCUAUGGAUAUUGCGUACAGGGACAUGAAGCCAGAGAAUGUGUUGUUGGACAGUCAGGGCCAGUGCAGGCUGUCGGACCUGGGUCUGGCCGUGGAGCUUCCAAACAGGAAAACCAUCUGUCAAAAGGCUGGCACUAAAGGGUACAUGGCACCAGAGAUUCUGAAGCAGGAACCGUAUCGUAUGUCAGUGGACUGGUGGGCCCUGGGUUGUAGUAUCUAUGAGAUGGUGGCUGGCCAUUUGCCCUUUAAAGAACACAAAGAGAAAGUCCAGAAAGAAGAGGUAACCAGAAGAACUCUAGAAGAUGAGUGCAAAUUUGAACACAAAGGGUUUGACGCUCCCACCAAGGACAUCAUUAGUCUUUUUCUGAAAAAAAAUGUUGAAGACCGUCUUGGCUGCAUGUAAGUGGCAGAUGACCCUCGGAAACACGAGUUCUUCAAAUCUAUCAACUUCCCUCGACUGGAGGCGGGGCUCAUUGCACCUCCAUGGGUGCCCAAACCCAACGUUGUGUACGCUAAAGAUACAGGCGACAUCAAAGAAUUCUCAGAGGUCAAAGGGAUUGAACUUGAUGCCAACGAUGAGAAGUUUUUUAAAGAAUUCAGCACAGGGGCAGUGCCAAUUCCAUGGCAACAGGAGAUGAUUGACAGUGGACUUUUUGAUGAGCUAAAUGACCCAAACAGGAAGGAAUCAAAAGGAAGACUGGAGGAUGAUGAGAAACAAUCCAAAUCUUGCACUCUUCUGUGA